Messenger RNA from Monoraphidium neglectum, 1632 nucleotides. Its product is annotated as putative Ufm1-specific protease. The transcript has 8 exons. Lineage: Eukaryota; Viridiplantae; Chlorophyta; Chlorophyceae; Sphaeropleales; Selenastraceae. The record is from RefSeq and is a predicted model, not a curated record. The coding region runs from base 1 to 1632 and encodes 543 amino acids.
AUGGCCCCAUCUUGGUCAUUGAAGGCAGUUGAGGGUCUGGCUGAGGCGCUGCCCCAGCCGGCGGGCCUGCUGCUCGGCGCCGUGGACGAGGCCGCACACAUUGUGACACUCGCUGGCGUUGUGCCGGCAGCCGCAGAUGCGAGCGCCAAGACAGUCGCAGACCUGGCAGGCGAGGUGCUGGAGCUGCUGCCCCUGGGGGUCCAGGUGGUGGGGUCGUACGGCUGCUCGGCGCCGCCACCGCUGCCGCCCCUGGGCGCGUCAGGCCCCGGCUGCCCGGCGGUCGGCGUGCAGCGGGGCGGCGCGGGGUUCACCUUGGACGGGGAGCCGGCGGCGGAGGAGGUGGUUGCGCCUGCGCAGGCGGGGGCGCUCGCACUGCCUGGGUUUGUGGUGCUGAGGGUGCACUGCGACCUGGUGCUGCGGGUGGUCUGCCCACCCGGCGGGGCGACGCUGCAGGCGCUGGCGCACGCGUUUGUAGAGGCGGCGGAGCAGCUGGCGGGGCCGCAGCUGGUCUUCAUCUCGGAACCAAAGCCAGGCGGCGCUCCCGCCCUGCUGACGGCCACAUCUCAGGGCGCCCUGCGGGCCGCCCUCCGCGCCGCCGACCCCUGCGCCAGCCUCGCGCCCCUGACUGCGACCGGCUCCGCCCGCGGCGCGCCCGCCGCGCCGGCGCUCGAGUUCUCGCCGGCCGCCACGGGCAGCAGCGUGCGCGAGGUCCCACUGGGGCUGGACGCCCUCGCGCUCGUGCCGGACGCGUCCCCAGCCGGGGCGCUCUGCUCCUCGGCGCUGGGGCCCGCGCUGAGGCGGCAGCUGGACCUCAUGGAGAAGCUGCUCGCACGGCGGUUGCAGCCUGCGCCAGCUGGCGGCGACGGCGGCGGCGACGGGCUGGUCGCCGUGCGCGCGCACCACUUCCGGCCGCCGGGCUGGGCGCUGCCCUUCACGGCGUGCUACCCGCGCGUGGCCGCCGAUGCGGGUGCAGCCGAGGACGCACUGCUGCCGCGGCGCCAGGCGCUGCACGCACUGCUGGGGCUGCCGGGGGACGUACCCAUGCUGCGGUUUGCCAACGCGCUCAAGUGGGGCGCGGGCGCGGAAGGCGGCGACGGCGAGGGCACCGGGCGCGCGGCGCGGCUCAAGGACGACCGCUUCAACGAUUCUGGCUGGGGCUGCGCCUACCGCUCCCUGCAGACCAUAGUCAGCUGGUUCAGGCAGCAGAGGUACACCGACAAGCCAGUGCCCAGCCACAGGGAGAUCCAGCAGCUGCUGGUCAAGCUGGGCGACAAGGACGGGUCCUUCAUCGGCAGCAGCAACUGGAUCGGCGCCAUCGAGCUGAGCUACAUCCUUAAUGACCACGCGCGCGAGCUGGCCGCUCACUUUGCGGCCCAGGGCACGCCAGUGAUGAUCGGCGGCGGCGUGCUUGCCUACACACUGCUUGGGGUGCAGUUUGACGAGCUUACUGGGGAGGCUGCCUUCCUUAUCCUCGACCCUCACUACACCGGCGGGGAGGACCUGAAGAAGAUCCAGCAGGGCACCUGGGUGGCCUGGAAGGUGCCCGGGGACAGCGCCGCCGCAGGAGGCCCGCUAUUCGUCGACGACACAUUCUACAACUUUCUGCUGCCGCAGCGGCCAAGCACAGUCUGA